GGCCAGCGCGGCCCGCCCUGGCGAGUCAGUCCUCGGGUUCCCUCCCUCCCCGGGCGCGCUCGGGCCGCCGCUGCGUUCCCCGCCCUCCAGCCGCCUUGCCGGAGCCACUCGCUGCCGGAGGAGGAGGUGGAGGAGCCGCAGGGGCCCGCCGAGGCGGCGGCGGCGGCAAGAUGGCGGACUUCCUGCCGUCGCGCUCCGUGCUGUCCGUGUGCUUCCCGGGCUGCGUGUUGACGAACGGCGAGGCCGAGCAGCAGCGCAAGUCCAAGGAGAUCGACAAAUGCCUGUCGCGGGAGAAGACCUACGUGAAGCGGCUGGUGAAGAUCCUGCUCCUGGGUGCGGGCGAGAGCGGCAAGUCCACCUUCCUGAAGCAGAUGCGGAUCAUCCACGGCCAGGACUUCGACCAGCGCGCGCGCGAGGAGUUCCGCCCCACCAUCUACAGCAACGUGAUCAAAGGUAUGAGAGUACUGGUAGAUGCCCGCGAGAAGCUUCAUAUCCCCUGGGGAGAUAACAAGAACCAGCUCCAUGGAGACAAGCUGAUGGCAUUUGAUACCCGCGCCCCCAUGGCUGCCCAGGGGAUGGUGGAAACUCGAGUGUUUCUGCAGUAUCUUCCUGCUAUAAAAGCCUUGUGGGACGACAGUGGUAUACAGAAUGCCUACGACAGGCGCCGGGAAUUCCAACUGGGUGAGUCUGUGAAGUAUUUCCUGGACAACUUGGAUAAACUUGGAGUACCAGAUUACAUUCCAUCACAACAAGAUAUUCUGCUUGCCAGGAGACCCACCAAAGGCAUCCAUGAGUAUGACUUUGAAAUUAAAAAUGUUCCUUUCAAAAUGGUUGAUGUAGGCGGCCAGAGAUCAGAACGGAAACGUUGGUUUGAAUGUUUUGACAGUGUGACAUCAAUACUUUUCCUUGUGUCUUCAAGUGAAUUUGACCAGGUGCUUAUGGAGGAUCGCCUGACCAAUCGCCUUACAGAAUCUCUGAACAUUUUUGAAACAAUUGUCAAUAACCGGGUUUUCAGCAAUGUGUCUAUAAUCCUCUUCUUAAACAAGACAGACUUGCUUGAAGAGAAAGUGCAAGUUGUGAGCAUCAAAGACUACUUCCUAGAAUUUGAAGGGGACCCACACUGCUUAAGAGACGUCCAAAAGUUUCUGGUGGAAUGCUUCCGGGGCAAACGCCGGGACCAGCAGCAGAGGCCAUUGUACCACCACUUCACCACCGCCAUCAACACAGAGAACAUCCGACUCGUGUUCCGAGACGUGAAGGACACAAUCCUCCACGACAACCUCAAGCAGCUCAUGCUCCAGUGAUGACAAGACUUGCUAUUUUAAUACCUUGUUGUGGUUUUGAUUGUUUUCUGUUUGUCUUGGUUUUUGUUUCUUUUUUAAAAUAGCAGUUUACAACAGCAGUUAGAGAAAUCUCAAUUCUCUGUCUAACUUCUUGGAAAUCUUAGUCCUUCUAUGGCCUUUAGUUUGUGGCUGAAAGCUGCCAAAUUAACACAUUGCCAAUAUCUGCUGGAAUUCAGGCUUUGAUCGGUUUUACCAUGGCUUCCAUUCAAGUCCGGUUGUAAUUUCCUGACCAGCCUCACACUAGGUAUAUUUCAGGCUUUGAAUUCUCCUGCUUGCAAACUGAAUUCUCCUGCAGUGCCAAGAAUAGGCAGUAUCCUUAACUACUUGUAGGGACGAGAUUAGGAAUGUUCAGCUCUAAGAUGAGACCCAAGAGAGAGUGCCUUACACAGCAGUGUCAUGCCUAGCUAGAGUGAGCCCCUGUUCUAAAAGGGCUGUUAGAGAAAGUUCAGUCUAAGGAUCAGCAGUCUAGAUCUUCAGAGGCUUAGCCUUCCUGUGUUUGUAAUUGCUUACACACACAGAGUAGUUUUCUUCUCAGUUUCUUUAGUUUCUGAAGAUCAUGUCUUAGUGUUUAAGUUUACAGUAUGGAUUUUGGCCUAAUGUUGCUGUGUUCACAAAUGGUACAUGUACUGUGUUGAUCUAAAAUACCCAGUGGUGUACAGUUUGCUUUUUCCAUAUUUAAGCAUCAGAACUUAAUGUGCCCUGUUAGAAACAUUUUGGCCAUAACAACAGCUAGAAAGGGCGAUCACCGUGGUAACAGCAGUCACCAUGGCUGUUCCUGAGUGCCACGUGUGUGACUUGUUGGUCCUGUCUCAGUUGGUGUCGUGCCUCCUGGAGGGAGUCACUGUUGAGUAUUCUUUCUUCUGCUCUCCUGUCUUAAUCUCAGCAACUCUGAACUCUAGCAUUUAGGGGGCUCUUUUGUCACCAAGAGCUUGGCGGGCAGUAUUUUCCUGUGAAAUAUUCAAAAAGGCAUCCUUUGAGUAUCCUGUUCAUGCUUAGUGUCCCUGUAGACACAGACACAGUUUGUAUGUGUUGUUGCUGUAGUUGUGUGUGAGAUGACAGCUUUAUUGAGGGACAGUUGAAUGUCUAAAGAAUGCAUCUAAGGAUAAGUCGUUCUUUUGGUCCAUACUUAGGAGGUUUGCCUUACACACACACACACACACACACACACACACACACACACACACACCACUGCUAGGUUAAUCCAUGCCCAUAAAGUAGCUUUGUGAUUAGCUAUACCCAUAGUGACUGGUGUACUAAAACAUUUGUCAUGUUCCCGCUGGCCUGUGAGAGUUUGCAGAGCCUGAGCACUCCCCUGCUUUCCAUGGAGAAUGCAUGAGGACUGUGAUGCCUAUCAUUUUACUGUGUGAUUGUUCUCAGGCAAGAAAUUGGGCUCCAAAAGGUGGGCCAGCUUUGUGGCUCACAGGCAGUGGUGUUCCUUAUUCCUUGCUGGCAGGUAUGAUAGCUGAGCCUCUUAGUAUGCUCACGAGAGGUGUGUUCUUCAGAGACCUGACUUGGAUUUGACUUUUCAUUGUCUUUAUGUUUCUAAAUUCCAGUGUUUUCCAGUGUUUUCUUGCCUUUGGUAAUAUAUGAGCUUAAGACAUGUAGUCCAGUAUCACAGUGCAGGUGUUGUUACCAUAAUUUAUGUAUAUUUGAAUGGUUCUACAUCUAGUCCUUUUUGUGAAAAAGAAUAAGUUGUUCAAAUGUAUGGGGUUAGCAUAACUCCAGUACUGAUGAGCAUUUGAACAUGUGCACAGUAACACUUGUUUUGCUCUGUGUUCAUUUAGCAAACAUUUCUGUAUAUUGGCCAAAACCGACUACAGUGAAAAUAGAAGUCAGUCCCUUGAGAAAGCAGUUUAUGUCCAGUUACACUUAAGCUCUGUGGUGAGAACAGAAACAUUGCCUGGCGGAGCAGAAUCCCUGACUUCCUCCAUUGUGACUAUUACCAAGAAAUGACAAGAGCACCCACCUAGACACAGCAUCCUUCUGGGCAUCUGCAGCUCCUUCUGAUGCCUGCAGAAUCUCAGAAACAAAUGCAGUCUAGUUAUAUUCUGAAGCGAUGGAGUAUUUACUUGCAGUUUAUACAGGAUUGGUUAGAAUUCAAAGAAUUGUGAGGCUCAGCCAAAAAGUUCUAGUCCAUAUUUGGAAGGAAUCUUACACCUGCAUCCUGAAAGUCAUGUCCUUUUGUGAAUUGAAAUAAUGUUGUGUGAAGAGGAAGGUGAAAUGUAGCCCACAGAAUCAAUUGCAAAGGUGCUCUCCCCUGCCUGUGCUGGCUCCCCAGUCCCUAGAGUGUAACUGGAGUUGAGGCUCUCUGGGGCAUCAGACUUUGCGAGUCUUGGGGUGAGUAGAAUGACCGGUGCCUAACUCCAGAUUUCUCUGUUCUGAAAUCCUGCAUCCUUGCUACAUACCAACAAAUGAUCACACAAGUGUCCUGGUUGACUUUGAAGUUUUUUAUAUUUUACAGUGUUGCCUUAUUAAAUGAAAGAACACCACAAAUUUAGACCUUAAUUUUUUUUUUUUUUUUUAAAUAGGAAAGGGCUUUGUUCCAUGGUUUCUUAUGAUCUUAUUUCAAGGUGUGUUUCUGCCACUUAAAUAUUUUAAUGUCCUGAAAUGUUGCUUUCUGCCAAAUGCUGUCUGUAUUAAAUUGAAACCUCCGUUUCAGUUUUUCUGUCUGGGAAGGGUACUUGAUAGCCAGAGGGCAGCCGCAGCCAAACCAGACAGGGCCUCCUGAAGAGGAGCCUAUCCCAGCAGCGAAUUGGUGGGUACUUCACACCCUGAGGGGCCUCUGGGAAGUUCUCAAGCCUGGGCUCUACAGGGAAAUAAAUGCUUGUUCAGUUGGUGGCCGCUUUGAAUUAGAGAAAGUAUCCACAUUGGUGCCAGAAGUGACCAGAAGAAGUGUUGUUAGAUGCAGCAAAAAGAAUGUGCCCUCUAAGUAAACCACCUUCCAGUGUAGGCCCAAACGCUUGGGCUACUGUUCUGAUAGGAUGUAUUUCUCAGCAUUGGUAUUCACAUCCGGUUGUACCUCAUUUAUAUGAAGAAUAAAAUGCCCAAGUUACGCGGUUAUAUCCUGAAACUCAAGCUAUUUGGAAAUCCCUCAAAUUGGUGCUUUCAUUAUUUAAUGAUACAUUUCGGCAAAACCCCAAACAAACCAUUUGAAACGUGACUCUGAGUUGCAAUUUGUAAUGAUGUUAUUUUUCUCAUUUGAGAAGACCAAGUGUCAGUGUUCAUCUGAAUUUCCUGUAUGAACCCACGCACCCUACCUGUAAAGCCCAGUCAAAUAUUUGUAACAAAUUUCCAAAUAAACCUAGAGAAAGCCGCUCUGUUACCUUUUCAUUUCUUUGGAUUUUCUUUGAAAGAGAGAGAGUAAAGUUUUGCAGAUCCUUUCAUUUGGAAAUCGGCCUCUGGUUGUACGUCUCCUUUCUGUGGUUUCAGCACAUUAAAUUCCAUGAGCCAAGUGUUCUUUGUGUUACGCUGCUCAAAUGAAAGCACUUUCUACUUUCUGGUCUUUUUCUUUAAAGCUGGGGUGGCUUUUCAGUCUAGAAAGCAGGAGGCACAAGAUGCCUAUUUUCUUAUGGUACGAGGUUAAGGCUUACUCAGUUUACACUAGAGACGGAAUUCCGUAUUAAAACCUGAUGAUGGCUUUUCGGAUACCGUCAGCUAGAUACUGCUAGCUUUGCCCGGCAGGUGCUUGCCAGAUUCAUCAGAGCAGUGUUUGUCCACUAGCAUUCUUCCGCCCGCCUGAAUGCAGAUGAGCACUUGAACGGACCUGUUCAUCCCUGAAUGUAGCAUUCAGGUCUGACCAUCACUUUGAGUGCCAGGGAUAGCACAGAGCAUUGUUUUGCAUUUGUUUGUAGAGUUGUGUGCUUUUGAGAUGUGGCCCCCUGUGGAUCCUGGGCCUCUGGCAUUUGAGAUCCUCAUGGCUCAGCUUCCCCACUGCAGACACUGCCGCUUGCCUGUAAUGGUGUUUUGUGGGCUGUAAAGUGACUUUUGUGACCUUUGCUAUGUUAAUAGUGUUGAAUUUCCAGAUGGAUUGAAUGUACCUGAAUCCAGGAAGCAUAAAUUUUCAAUCCUUGACAAUCACUAAUCGGAAUAAACCACCCUCUUGGUAUGUAAUUCUGAUUUACAGAAACAACACUGCUAAAAUGGGUGGUGAUUUUGAUAUUAACCAUGCCGGUUGCAUGGUACUAGGAGUGACAAGGAGGAAGGAGGCAAUGUGUCUUGUUGGGUGCGUAUAGCAAUGAAGCAGACUGUACUGUGUACCCUCUCUUUACGUCUUUUACUUGAAAGCAGAAUCGCAAAAUAUUCUAGAUGUCUUUUCUCUAUUAGGUGUGAGCUCACAGGGCACAAGAAGCCUUAUCCGAAGCACUCAGUGCACCCUCACAGAUACUGUCCCUAAUGAGACAUGGUUUAUAUUACCCUGUAUAAGUAUUUGUGGCUUAGAUUUUUUUUUUUUUUACAUACAUCUUUUUAUAACUUUCCAGGAACUAAGCACAUUAUCUGAUACUGUUGUAAAUUUUUUCUUGGCCAGUGCUUUGGUUCCAGGCUAGCAGUAAAUUAUUUCUACAGGAGGUCUAAGAAUGGGAGGAAUGGUUUCAGUUUAUUAAACGAGUUGCUAUUCAUUAAGGCUUUUUACUUUUGUACAUAUUUUGCAAAAUUUGUCUCUUUACUAUUAAUAUUUGCUUUGUAAAAAUUACUGACAUUUAAUAAACAUUUAUAAAUGA
This is a messenger RNA of Onychomys torridus (southern grasshopper mouse), 6061 nucleotides long. RefSeq names its product G protein subunit alpha 13 (gene Gna13). Gene Ontology annotation, cellular component: brush border membrane; heterotrimeric G-protein complex. The transcript has 4 exons. Gene Ontology annotation, biological process: adenylate cyclase-activating G protein-coupled receptor signaling pathway; Rho protein signal transduction. The record is from RefSeq and is a predicted model, not a curated record. Gene Ontology annotation, molecular function: GTPase activity; guanyl nucleotide binding; G-protein beta/gamma-subunit complex binding. Bases 171 to 1304 code for a protein of 377 amino acids. Lineage: Eukaryota; Metazoa; Chordata; Mammalia; Rodentia; Cricetidae.